CCUCUCUCUCUCUCUCUUUCUGUUCUUGAUUUCGAGGAAUCUCCUGUUAAAACCCUAGGUUUUAUCAUGCCAAGUCUCUCUUUUUCGGAACCUUGAUUAAGUUAUUUCGAAAUUUCAGUUCUUUUGCUUGCUUUGUCCUAAUCCGACCCGUCUCGGGGCUGUCCUUCUAUUCGUGGGUGGCUAAUUAGGGUAAAACCCAAAUUCUUGGUCGGAAUUUCGGAUCCCAUGAUUCUCUCCCCUUUUGCACACAGUGUUAUCUGUUUCUGGGUUCUUCUCUAACCCUCUCUGUUUCUCAUCUUCUUCAAAGUCCUCUGCUUCUGGUCUGAUCGAACUAUUUUUUUUUUGCCCCAUAACAAGUGGUGGAUGAGGCUGUUCCAUGUGAUAGGGUUUGGCCUCAAAGUGGGGCAUCUCUUUUGGUUGCUAUGAUGUUGGGUCAUCUCCUUAAUUUCCCUGAACUGGUUCAUUGAUGGUGGGAUCGAGGACAAGUCAGUUCCCCUUGUUGGUUCUGUCGGUGACGCAGAGAAAACAAAAAUGACAGUGAAGAAGAAGAAGAAAAUGUGGUUUGGGAACAAGAUCUCCAACAGUUGUCCGAAGAUCCACGGUUUCUGGCAGCAGUUCAUGGGUUCCAUAAGAUUCAGCAAGACAUGGUGGAGGAAACUCUUGGUCGCGUGGGUCGUCGUUUGGGUCCUUGUCUCGUUUUGGACAUUCUGGUACUUGACCUCACAAGCUAUGGAAAAGAGGAGAGAGAUGUUGGGAAGUAUGUGUGAUAAGAGAGCUCGGAUGCUUCAGGACCAGUUCAACGUCAGUAUGAAUCAUGUUCAAGCCAUGUCGAUCUCGAUCUCCACUUUCCACCAUGGAAAGAACCCUUCUGCGAUCGAUCAGAGGACAUUCUCCGAGUACACAGAUAGGACAGCCUUUGAGAGGCCUCUUACGAGCGGUGUUGCCUACGCCGUGAGGGUUCUGCAUUCCGAGAGAGAACAAUUCGAGAGGCAACAAGGUUGGAGUAUUAGGAGGAUGUACACUUUCAAACAGAAUCCUGUUCAUAAGGAUGGCUAUAACCCCGAAGCCUUGGAGCCAUCCCCUAUACAAGAGGAAUACGCUCCAGUCAUCUUCGCUCAAGACACUAUAUCUCAUGUCGUGUCUCUGGAUAUGUUGUCUGGAAAAGAGGAUCAUGAAAAUAUCUUGCGUGCCAGAGAAUCAGGGAAAGGGGUUUUGACAGCUCCUUUUCCGCUGCUAAAGACAAACAGGCUCGGGGUGAUACUGAUAUUUGCAGUCUACAAAAGGGAUCUCCCCUCAAAUGCUACUCCGAACGAGAGAAUCGAAGCUACUGACGGGUAUCUCGGAGGAGUUUUCGACAUAGAGUCUCUAGUGGAGAAGAUUCUUCAUCAGCUCUCGAGCAAGCAACACAUCCUCGUGAAUGUUUACGAUUUUUUUGCAACUGAUUAUUCAAAUGUUGUUUGGUGUGUGCAGUUGGCCAUAUACAUUUCUAAUCACGUGCCCGAGACGUUGAUCGGCGAUCCCGGGAGGUUCCGACAGAUAAUCACAAAUCUGAUGGGCAAUUCAAUUAAGUUCACUGAGAAAGGACACAUCCUUGUGACGGUCCAUUUGGUGGAGGAGUUUCUCGAAACCAUCGACAUCGAGACAGAAUCGCCACCGAGAAACACACUAAGCGGAUUUCCGGUUGCCGAGCGAUGGAAGAGUUGGGAAAAGCUUAAAGCUUUCGCAUUUGAUACUACCGGGCGAAGCUUUUCUCACUCAUCUACUGAAAUCAACUUGAUCGUGUCAGUCGAGGACACUGGCGUCGGGAUCCCUUUAGAAGCUCAGACCCGUAUUUUCACCCCUUUUAUGCAAGUCGGACCGUCGAUAUCUCGGACGCACGGAGGCACGGGGAUCGGCCUUAGCAUAAACAAAUGUCUUGUUGGAUUGAUGAAGGGAGAAAUCGGGUUUGCGAGCAUUCCUAAAGUCGGGUCUACCUUCACAUUCACCGCUGUUUUCGGGAAUGGCUUACUUAUGACGGAUAAGAAAAGCAACCGGCCGAUAUCUUCUGAGUUUCAGGGCAUGGAAGCCGUGGUUGUGGACCAUAGGCCCGUGAGGGCUAAAGUAUCGAGGUAUCAUUUUCAGCGUCUAGGAAUCCACGUCGAAGUAGUUCCGGAUCUCGAUCAGGUUCUACGUUUCGUAAAGAGUAGAACUUCCGCCAUGAGAAUGGUACUCAUAGAGCAAGAGAUAUGGAACCGGGAUUUGGGUAUUUCACUUCUCUUCACCGAAAACCUGCAGAAAGUUUACCCUUUUGAUGCCCCAAGAUUGUUUCUGUUAGCAAAUUCCGCCAGGUCAUCAAGAUCGGACACUCCAAUCGUCGGUGGAUUUGCUCCCGCAGUUGUAACGAAACCGUUGAGGGCGAGUAUGCUAGUUGCAACUCUGCAGCAAGCAUUCGGUGUCGGGAACAAGGAAGCUCAUCGUCUGAACAAGGAACUUCCUUCCGCGAGUUUCGGGAAUCUUCUCCUCGGGGGAAGAAAGAUUCUAAUUGUCGAUGAUAACAACGUAAACCUCAGAGUGGCAGCGGGAGCUUUGAAGAGAUACGGAGCUGAAGUAAUCUGUUCUAGCAGCGGAGUAAAGGCCAUCUCGAUGCCGCUGCAUAGCUUCGACGCUUGCUUCAUGGACAUUCAAAUGCCGGAAAUGGACGGAUUCGAGGCCACGAGGAGGAUUCGGGACAUGGAACGGGAGGCGCCGGGCUGGCAUGUCCCGAUAUUGGCCAUGACAGCGGACGUGAUUCAGGCAACGUACGAGGAAUGUCUGAAGUGCGGGAUGGAUGGAUACGUGUCGAAACCCUUCGAAGCGGAGAUGUUGUACCGAGAGGUUUCUCGCUUUAUCCCGUCGCCCGUAGUCGAUAACGAACGCUUGUGAUUAACGUCUUUUUCCGGCGUUGCUGCAGCCUGUGAAACCUGAUUCCUCCACCGCAGGAAAACAGUGUAUAUAGAAAACUUAAGUGUAUUUAGGUGCAUAUAUAAUGUGGGUUGAUUUUUGAAUUUUAGGAAAAAUAAUAUUGAUUCGAAACCUUCUUA
Messenger RNA from Tarenaya hassleriana, 3059 nucleotides. Its product is annotated as histidine kinase 3. Gene Ontology annotation, biological process: phosphorylation; phosphorelay signal transduction system. NCBI's taxonomy places the organism in Eukaryota, Viridiplantae, Streptophyta, Magnoliopsida, Brassicales, Cleomaceae. The record is from RefSeq and is a predicted model, not a curated record. Gene Ontology annotation, molecular function: transferase activity, transferring phosphorus-containing groups. The transcript has 7 exons.